Molecule: messenger RNA, 1404 nt
Organism: Neopsephotus bourkii (Bourke's parrot)
Lineage: Eukaryota; Metazoa; Chordata; Aves; Psittaciformes; Psittacidae
Gene: ESYT1
Product: extended synaptotagmin 1
Exons: 10
Molecular function (GO): lipid binding
Source: RefSeq, a predicted model, not a curated record
AUGGGUGCCAUCCGCUGCGACGCAAGGAGCCAAUGGGAGCAGGCUGUGAUGCACCCAAUGAGCGCAAGGCGGCGCUGUCCUUUCCCGGGAGCAGAACCAAUAGUGACCGGGCGUGGCGCAGCCAAUGGGGGCCAUCCGGUUCGGCGCGCGUGCCCAAUAGCCUCGGGGCGCUCCGCAGCCAAUCGGCGCUUUCCGCCCCGCGGGGCACGGAGCCAAUCGGCGUUGCCCCGGGGCGCGCCGCAGCCAAUGGGCGGAGCCGUGGCGGCGAUGGAGGCGCGGGGCGCGGGGCGGGCGGCGCUGGGCGCGCUGGGCCGGCGGCUGCUGUGGGCGCUGCCCGCGUACGCGGCGGGGCUGCUGGGGCUGGGCGCGGCCGCGCUGCUGCUCGCGCUCGCGCUCUACGCGGGCUGGCGGCGGCGGCGGCGCGCCCGGGAGCGCGGGAUGCGCGCGGCCGCGCGCCUGCAGCGGGACGAGGAGGCCGCGGUGCGCGCCGCCGCCAAGCGGCUCGGGCUCAGCAAUGGGGAGCUCCCGGCCUGGAUCAGCUUCCCGGACGUGGAGAGAGCAGAAUGGCUCAACAAGGUGCUGGCCCAGGCCUGGCCGUUCUUCGGGCAGUUCAUGGAGAAGCUGCUGCUGGCGCAGGUGGCUCCGGCCAUCAGGGCCUCCAGCCCCCACCUGCAGAGCUUCACCUUCACCAGGGUGGACAUGGGCGAGAAGCCCCUCCGUGUCCUGGGGAUCCGCGCUCAUCCCGGUGCCCAUAGGAAGCAAAUCCUCUUGGAUCUCAACAUCAGCUACGUGGGGGACGUCUGCAUUGACGUGGAGGUGAAGAAGUUCUUCUGCAAGGCGGGGGUCAAGGGGAUGCAGCUCCAUGGGACGCUGCGGAUCAUCCUGGAGCCGCUCCUUGGGGAUGCGCCCAUUGUGGGGGCUCUUUCCAUGUUCUUCAUCCGGCGCCCGACCUUGGACAUCAACUGGACGGGGAUGACGAACCUGCUCGACAUCCCUGGUCUCAGCUCGGUGUCGGACUCGAUGCUCAUGGACGCCAUCGCCUCCUACCUGGUGCUGCCCAACCGGCUCCUGGUGCCGCUGGUGCCCGACCUGCCCGAGGCGGCCGAGCUGCGGAACCCGGUGCCGAGGGGGGCGCUGCGCGUUCACCUCCGCUGCGCGCGGGGGCUGCGCUCCAAGGACCGGUUCCUGGGGGGGCUCCUGGAGGCGCGCUCGGACCCGUACGCGGAGCUGCGCGUGGGGACGCAGGGGGCGCGGAGCCGCGUGGUGCGGAGCGACCUGGACCCGACCUGGGACGAGCUCCACGAGUUUGUGGUGCACGAGGUGCCGGGGCAGGAGCUGGAGGUGGAGCUCUUUGACAAGGACCCGGACCAGGACGACCUCUUGGGCAGGUACCAAUGGGGCAGG